AUGGCAAUACAGCGAAGAGAUGGUCCAAGGUUUCAAAAUCUGCAGCGAAGAGUUAGUCCAAGGUUUCAAAAUCUACAGAGAAGAGUUAGUCCAAGGUUUCACAAUCUACAGCGAAGAGUUAGUCCAAGGUUUCAAAAUAUACGGAAGGGUGGCAACUCAAACAUUGGAAAGACACGGAAUGCAUCUGAAUCUAGAAAAAUAUCAAAUACUCAAAAUCUACCAAGAGGAGGUAACUCAAACAUUGAAAAGAUUUGGAAUGCAUAUGAAUCAGGGAAAACAUCACAUACUAGAGUUAACCUAAGAUUUCAAAAUCUACCAAAUGAGGAGAUACGUGAUGCAACUGACUCAAGGAAGACAUCAAGUACUAGAGUUAGCCCAAGGUUUCAAAGCUUACCAAACAAUGGUAGCUCAAACACUGAGAAGAUACAUAAUGUACUUGACUCAGGAAAGAUAUCAAAUACUAGAGUUAGCCCCAGGCUCCAAAGUGUUCCUUUGGAAAAGAGACCCUAUUAUGGUAGUUGUCAGAAUAGGAAAACAUUGAAUGAUUCUCAUGGUAACUCAAACAUUAAGAAGAUACAGAAUGUAAUUGAGUCAUUAAAGAUAUCGGAUACUAGAGUUAGCCCCAGACUCCAAAGUAUUCCUUUGGAAAAGAGACCCUAUUAUGGUAGUUUCCGGGAGAGGAAAACAUUGAAUGAUUCUCAUGAUAACUCAAACAUUGAGAAGAUAGAGAAUGUACUUGAUUCAAGAAAGACAUCAAAUGCUAGAGUCAGCCCCAGAUUCCAAAGUAUUCCUUGGGAGAAGAAACCCUAUUAUGGUAGUUGUCGUAAGAGGAAAACAUUGAAUGAUUCUCAUGGUAACUCAAACAUUGAGAAGAUACAGGAUGUGCUUGACUCGGGAAAGACAUCAAAUGCUAGAGUUAGCCCCAGAUUCCAAAGUAUUCCUUGGGAGAAGAGACCUUAUUAUGGUAGUUGUAGGAAGAGGAAAACAAUGAAUGUUUCUCAAGAUACAAUCAUGGUCAAAAAGCACAAAGUUGGUAACGCAGAUUUGGAGUGUGUAUCUAAUGGUUCUGUAACCACUGAAAGCGGUGAAAAGGAUGUUGCCUAUCUACAGGAAACUGAUAUAAAAGGGGGGAACUAUGGUGAUGAUUUAGCAUCUACUCAUGGUACAAGUGCGGCUAUGGCGGUGAAAGAUAAACUCAGGCUGUUCAAUAAGUAUUUUCUCCACUUCUCUAAGGAAGAAUAUGCAUGUGAAGGUAAUGUCAAGCAAUCCAAGUGCCAAGGUCAUUUUAAUCUAUCUAAGUGCAAAGAUUGCGUCAAGCAAAGCAAAAGCUGCCCGGAUCUGAUGGCGAUUUCUGAGAUGUUGAAGAAAAAUGAAAUUCUAUCUCACGAAAGAUACUUUGGUGAUCUACCUGGUAUUGAAAUUGGGCAUUGCUUUUAUUUUCGUGCUGAAAUGGUUGCAGUAGGACUUCAUAAACUUUUGCUGAAGGGAAUUGACUACAUUGGAGAACAUUAUGUGAAAUCGGAGUAUAGUGGCUAUACCUUCCCUCUUGCUGCUUCAGUUGUGCUGUCUGGCCAAUAUGAAGAUGAUUUUGAUAAUAGCGAAGAAAUUGUUUAUACUGGUGAAGGUGGAAAUGAUUUACUUGGUGAUAAACAUCAAAUCAAAGAUCAAGUUAUGCUUCGUGGUAAUUUGGCUCUAAAAAAUAACAAGGAGCAAUCUGUGCCUGUUAGAGUUAUUCGUGGUCAUAAAUGUGAUGAUAGUUACAGCAAAACAGUGUACAUAUAUGAUGGCUUGUACAAGGUUACUGACUAUUGGGAUGAGAAAGGUAUUUCUGGCUUUAAAGUUUUUAAGUACAGGUUGAAGCGGCUACAAGGGCAAGACAAUUUGAUGACCCGGAAUCAGGCAAUUUAUUUUUCUUUAAUCAAAAUUUUGUAA
This is a messenger RNA of Hibiscus syriacus, 1932 nucleotides long. RefSeq lists its product as uncharacterized. The transcript has 7 exons. NCBI's taxonomy places the organism in Eukaryota, Viridiplantae, Streptophyta, Magnoliopsida, Malvales, Malvaceae. Bases 1 to 1932 code for a protein of 643 amino acids. The record is from RefSeq and is a predicted model, not a curated record.